Bufo gargarizans (Asiatic toad) is the source of this 2322-nucleotide messenger RNA. RefSeq names its product protocadherin gamma-B5-like. Gene Ontology annotation, biological process: homophilic cell-cell adhesion. The transcript has a single exon. Gene Ontology annotation, molecular function: calcium ion binding. Gene Ontology annotation, cellular component: plasma membrane. Bases 1 to 2322 code for a protein of 773 amino acids. The record is from RefSeq and is a predicted model, not a curated record. NCBI's taxonomy places the organism in Eukaryota, Metazoa, Chordata, Amphibia, Anura, Bufonidae.
AUGAGGAAAGACUCUGUUAUAGCAAAUAUUGCAGAUGACCUUGGAUUAGAUACUAAGCAGCUCUUAUCUAGAAAACUGAGGAUUGUUUCGAGAGCUUCAGAGAAAUAUUUCUAUAUAAAUUUAGAUAACGGAAAUUUAUAUAUAAUUGAUAGAAUAGACAGAGAGACAUUGUGUGGAGCAGAUGAUUAUUGUUUCCUGACAUUUGAUGCUGUGGUUGAAAACCCUUUUAAUAUUUUUAAAGUUAAAAUAGAAAUCAAAGACAUUAAUGAUAAUUCUCCAAGGUUUUUUCAUGACAUAUUUACUUUAGAAAUAAUGGAAUUUACUCAACCUGGAACAAGAUUUGCUUUACAGCAUGCAGAAGAUCCAGAUAUAGGUCUUAAUUCUAUACAAUCCUACAACCUCAGUGGCAACCAAUAUUUUACACUGAAUGAGAAAAUCAGCAAUGAUGGGAGUAAAUCUCCAGAGGUUGUAUUGGAGAAAACAUUAGAUAGAGAGACACAGAAUAUCCAUAACCUUAUUCUUAUAGCAAUGGAUGGUGGAAAUCCUUUAAGAUCUGGAACAACAUUGAUACAAAUUAUUGUUACUGAUGCCAAUGAUAAUUUUCCAGCAUUUUCCCAGGAAGUAUAUAAGGUUAGUGUAUUAGAAAAUAUCAUAGUGAACACCACAGUAAUCAUUGUAAAUGCAACUGAUAGAGAUGAGGGAGUUAAUGGUCUUAUCAUAUAUUCUUUUAGCAAAACCUCAAAGAAUAUAAACCAUAACAUUUUCAGCAUAUCUCCUGAUAGUGGAGAAAUUAAAAUAGAAAAACAUAUAGAUUUUGAGUUAACAAAGAGUUAUGAACUCAGCGUGCAAGCUAAAGACGGAGGAGGCCUUGUGGCCCAUUGCAAAGUAUUGAUAGAGGUAAUAGAUGAGAAUGACAAUGCUCCUGAGAUAUCCCUCAACUCAUUAUCCACUCCAAUUCCUGAGGACACUGCUGUGGGUACAAUGAUAGCUCUGAUUGAAGUUCAUGAUAAAGACUCAGGAAAGAAUGGAGAAGUGGACUGUAAACUUUCAGAAGAUAUAUCAUUUAAUUUAGUAUUAUCAUCUGACAAUUACUACAGAGUUGUUAUCACAAGGCCCAUGGACAGAGAAAAAGUUUUUAAUUAUAACAUUACUGUUUUAGCCAUGGAUAGAGGAUCUCCUCCACUUUUUAGCAAAAGAACCAUCACACUGGAGAUAUCAGAUAUCAAUGACAACCCACCAACAUUUUCCAAAUCCAAUUAUGUUGCUUUUGUCCCAGAGAACAACUUACCAGGGUCCUCAAUAUACAAUUUACAAGCUUCAGAUCCUGAUACAGGAGAAAAUGCAAAAAUAUUUUAUUCAAUCGCCACAUCUAAUACUGAGGAUCUUCCAGGAACCUCCUAUCUCUCCAUUAAUAUAGAGACUGGAGUCAUCUAUGCUCAGAGAUCUUUUGAUUAUGAGCAGCAUAAAGAGUUUCAUAUACAAAUAAAUGCUAGAGACAAUGGAUCUCCAUCUUUAAGCAGCAAUGUUACACUAGUUAUCCACAUUGUAGAUCGGAAUGAUAAUGCACCAAAAAUCUUAUAUCCAUCCCCAGACAUUGAAGGUAUGAGUGCAUUUGAAAUGGUCCCAUUUGAUUCUGAACCUGGUUCCUUAAUAACUAAAGUAGUUGCCAUAGAUGUAGAUUCCGGACACAAUGCUUGGCUCUCUUAUCAUUUUUUACAGUCGCCUGAAUCUUCAUAUUUUGUCAUUACUCAACAUACUGGGGAAAUUAGGACAUCCCGUAUCUUUCAAGAGAAGGAUAUAUUGAGUCAUAAGAUAGUGGUGAUGGUGAAGGACAAUGGUGACCCCUCUCUCUCAUCUACAGUGACCUUAAAUCUUCUGAUUGCAAACAACUUUCAACAGGUGGUUCCCAGGUUCAAUGAAGUGUUAGAAGAAAAUUCACAUUCUAAUUUACAGUUUUAUUUAAUCAUCACCCUUGGACUGAUUUCACUACUUUUUAUUUUCACUGUGAUGUUGGCCAUUAUCUCAAAGUGCAGGAAAUCAGAACCAGUCCCGAUAUUCAAUAACCUCAGUUCAAGUUUAUAUCCUCAAAUUGAUCCCAGAAUUAUUUCUCAGUAUGGAAGUGGAACAUUGCCAUUUCCUUACUCAUAUAAUGUCUGUGUGGGGUUUGACGCCAUUGAAAAUGACUUUACUUAUUUUAAACCAAAUCAAGAGGUCCCUGUGGAUAAUCUCAUUGAUGCUGAUGACUCUGGACUUGGCAUUGAAGGUGCAAAAGAAGUGUUGCAAGCAACCAAUUGUAUGCAGGUGAGUUUAUCUAAAAUAUAA